CAAGAUAAAAAAUGGCGGAUUCUGCGCUCCCAUGUGCGCUCGUAAGUUUUUAUUGGCAGCAUUGCUAUUAGUAGUCUAAGUAUAUUUUGUAUGUUUGUGGAGUUAUAUUGGUGAUUUGUCAAUUUGAUUCGUUCAUAUACCUUAUUCAUGAUCAUUCGUAAUUAUUAAUUACAGUAAUUAUAUCACUUGUUAUGUAUCGAUCAAUUCGAAACUUCACCAUCCCCCCCCCCCGGGCCGACCCCGGGAAUUUGAACUUUUUGAAAUUUGGCUGAUCAAAUUCUCCACCCCCUGUGCAAAAAAUGUCUUCAAAUGCCCCACUGUAACAAGAAAUUAAGCGUUCAAAUGCCCCACCUUCAUAUGAAAAUUAUGGCAGUAAAUACAAAAAGUACAACAUAUACGGAAAUGUUUUUCGCAAGAUAGCGAAAUUCACGUAAAAAGUUUGGAUACCUUGUGGAAAUUUAACAGUUUUACACAAUUAUGUAGUACAUACCUUCAAAUGAAGCACGUAGAUUUUCCAUGCCCGUUUCUUUGAGCCAGUUUUUCACAAAAUUGAGGCCGUUUCCCUCGAAAUCUGAGAAAACUGUAUUUGCCGCCAAUGCGAAGUAUUUUCUGUGCAUGCAGGAAGCAUGCGAAAACGGGCAAAAUUUUAAGACUUCCGGUUCAAAUUCCCCACCCCGUUAUCAAAUGCCCCACCACGUUAUCAAAUGCCCCACCACAUGGAAGACGUAGAACGUCAAAUUCCCUACUCCCUGGAGAAGACUUGAAGUCAAAUUCCCGGGGUAUGCCCGGGGGGGGAUGGUGAAGUUUCGAAUUGAUCGAUACAUUAUCUAAAGACGUGACAGACGUCACUGGUGUCAGUCCGUCACUCCAAGCCCUCGAUGUUUCCCGACUCUCAGCAGUAUGGCUCCAGCUGGACCAGCAGUGUCUAGUGUACUACAAAAGAACAGUACAACUACUUCUAUUAGUGUAGUCAUUGUAGUAUAAAUAAAUGAGGUUGAAUGGCUGGUUGACAAAGGCUAUAGAAUAUAGAAUACCCUCGCCAGUCGCCACGAUUUCGGAGUUUAUAUGUGGUCAUGCAUUGCCAACGUGGCUGCAUUAAAUGUACCAGGGAAUUCCAACUGGGAUCAACCCUCCCUCGGGCGAACCCCUAGGAAUUUGACUUCAAAUUCGCCACUGUGGGGGCGAAAACCAUCAUCAAAUUCCCCAGGGUGUGGGCAUGUAUCUGGCCAUUAUAUAUUUUAAAUAUGUGUACUGGAAAGAACAUUAUACCAUUAAUCAUCACAAAUUAAUUCUAACAUGGACAAAGGUGAAAGUUUUUAUUAGAGGAGCCAUUAAAUUUAUGAAUUAUGUCAUGUUUUGUUGUUGCUUUUUUUGCAGUCUUGUUUUGUUUUUGAGACAAAUUCAGUAAAACAGGAAGCAACAACAUUGCAAUUCAAUCAUGACAUAGGACUGCCUGCAGGCUACAUUAUCCAACAAAAACAAAGCUUACUAUUUCUGCACCUGUAGUACAGAUGUGAGAUGUCUCCAAACUAUUAAAGUAUAUAUCAUGCACUGAAUUUCUCAAACUGAUUGUGUAUAUAUCUGUGUUUCACAUCAAAUGCAGGGCUAAAUCAGUAGUGGUGGGGUAUUCUAUAAACAUCCCCAUUCAAGUUCAGUAUAAGAACUUAAAUUUUAACUUUUAUACAGAGCAGUGUAUGUAUAUAGUUUUACUAAAUGUAAGAUACCCUGUCCUUUACAAAUAUGAUUUUGGGAAUGAUGUAGGCAGCCUUGGCCAUAACACUAGGUACCCAGGGUUUUUUUCAUGAUUUUCUCUUGGGUCCAUUUUUGCAGAGAAGAUAGAGUUUAGCUGAACAGCUGGAGUGGCUGCACCUGUGGCUGCACCCCCCCCCCCCCCUACCGGAGGGCUGACACAUGUACUCAAUAAAUGUAGUUGAGACGGAAUGUGUUAAAGCAGGGGCACUAAGGGACACUAUAAACUGGUUAAAGAUGGUGAAUGCAUAGUUUUUCUUCUGUUGUGAGAUGAAUUCCAGCCAAUUUUUUUUAAUUGUUGGGUUUCCAACUGAAAACUAAUUUGCGCACGUCACAAACUUAACACAAACAACUUCAUUUUUACUGCACUAAAACUUUGGUGAGAACUGAGAAGAUUGAGUUUCAAAACUCAAUUCAAGAUUGAGUUUUUGGGGCUGUUUAAUGGCCCUAAAAAAUCUCUGAAAAAAACCCUGGUACUGUAGGAAGCAAUUUUGUAUUGGAGGGGGGGUGGGAGGGGGUGAUUAGUCAGGGGCAAUCAUUAGGUCAUUAUUUCCCACUCAAACUUUACAGAUUAUCGCUAGUUUACAAAUUAUUGGGGGGUGGCCCCAGCCCCUCCCCCUUGUCUAUGGCCCUGCAUGAAUGUAAAGCUUAUUUAGCCUGGUGAUUGCCUCAGCUGCAUUUUGUAGCACAUUGACAGUACUUAACAUGUUGAAUAUUCACUGUUUACUUUCUUAAUAUAUAAAUGUUGAAUGGCCUAAAUUCUUCUGUCUUUAAUACAUCUAUCAAUAUUGAUCUGCAUGUUAUCUUUGUUGUACGCAUGUUUUUUGUUUCGUUGUUACAAACUAUUAGAAAUUAUCUUGUAUUUGUUCUGUUGUAUUAAAUUAAAUUAAACUAAAGUCUCCUUGUUAAGAAUCGAAACGUUCUGUUUAUUAUUAAUAUAGGAUAUAGCAGAUAUUGAAUUCCCAAGUCAGGUUUUUGAUCUAAGUUUUCAUCCAAAUCGAAAUGUUAUCGCCUCUGGUCAAAUAAAUGGUGAAGUUCACGUGUAAGACGCGUUUAUUGUACAGUCAAACCUGUAUUACACGACCAUCCUUGACGAAUGAUGUGUUUCUGGCUGCUUAUUGUCAAUAUAAGAAUACGUUUUGGGCGUAGUCAAGUAACAAUUUUAUUUAAAGUACAGCCUAGACGGCUAGACCUAUUUUACUUCAGCGUUUCCAGCGCUUUUUCACAUAGGAAAACUGGAGACUAGUCAACAAAAAUCCUGCCGAGAUUUUGCUAUCAAUCCACUAUAAUGCCAAUGACAUCAACUGAAGGCGAAAAAACAGAAACAAUGCAAUAACAAUUUUUAAGAUGCAUAUUUUUUCGUGUCAAGAUUAUCAAGCGAGACAUUUCAUUCAAAAGCACCUGUAAAUUCAGUGCAGCUGUUUAAAACAGGCUAUAACUUAAAUUGUACAUGUCCAAUGGGACUACGCGUGAGGUGGAAGUUUAAGACAGGUAGUGUUUAAUAUUAGGUUCGACUGUACCUAAUGAUAAUCUAUAUAAUAGAACUUUUCUUGCAACAGUGCAUGCAUGUCCAACUAAGUCGGGAAAAUGUCUUAGGAGUAAAAAUCAAAGAACCAAGCAAAAAUCAUAUAAAAUUUUGAUUGGAUUUCCACGACAGUCACAAUAGACCUUUUCCUUUAUGAGUGAAAUUUUGAUCUAUAGACGAGUCUAGAGACAGCUUGAAAGAGCAUCACAAAAUUAGUAAUAUUCCGAAGUUUCGUUGCAAAAUGUUGUAAAAUGAGGAUAAUAUAGCCUUGCGAAGUUUGCCGUUUUUCAGUUAUUUUGUAUAAUUACAAAUGGAAAUUGAUAAUCAGUUUGAUCAUCUGAUUAUCAAUUUCCCAUUUGUAAUGCAAAAUGACUGAAAAACGGCAAACUUCGCAAGGCUAUGUUAUCCGCAUUUUACAACAUUUCGCAACGAAACUUCGGAAUAUUACUAAAUUUGUGAUGCUCUUUCAAGCUGUGAUGAAAUUUUUGUCCAGACUUGUAUAGAUCAAAAUUUCACCCAAAAAGGGAAAGGUCUAUUUGAUUAUUAAGAAGACACGACCAGAACGUCCUGCGGAACCUUGACUUAAGGUACGUUUACACGCUGCGAUUUGUCUUGUACGAUUCGUACUCUGACGUAUGUAAUCGAAAAAGCCAGUCACGUAAAGUGGUUGCAUUUCAAGUUUUGCCAUAAACUGAAUGUGGCGGAAUUGUGACGUCAAUAGUAAUUUUCAUACGCCAGAAUACGAAUCGUACACAACAAAUCGCAGAGUGUAAAACGUAACUUUAAAUUUUUAUUUUCCCUUUUGUAUUCAUUAGGCAUAAGUUUGGUAAAGAAGGAAAUACACUUUUAAUGGAAUUAAACCACCAUAAGAAAGCUUGUCGUGCAGUCCAAUUUUCUGCAGAUGGCUUGUGUAAGUUUCUCCAAAUUUGUUUGAAUGCGUUUAGUUGUUUAAAGGCACAGUUCAGCCUUUUGAUUGAAAAAACUUACUGGGAAAAUCAAUUAUCUGACAAUUAAGCAUAAUUCAAGAUCAGCUAAAAUUAUGAGUUUACUGAUCUUGAAUUAUGCAUAAUUGAUUUUCCUAGUUAGUUUUUUCAAUAGGCAAUUCGUUGCCGGUUAUGCUGAAAAAGUUCAAUAAAAACUGCCGAAAUAACCGAAAUAUUUGAAUAGUUACAAGUAUAAGCUAUCACUCCGUGUUUACACGGCCACCAUUUUUAUUUUUUCAGCAUGACCAGCAACACGAUAACUUACUUCCCGUCAUCCCCUGCACGCAUAAACUAAAAGCUGGAAUUGCCUAUUAAAAGGGCUGAAAUGCGCCUUAAAAACCAUCAUUCAAAAGGCUGAACUGUUUUCUCAAACCUGUCAACUAUUAUAACUAGACUUGAUGACAGCCUCCAAAGAUAAGUCCAUCCAGGCUGUUGAUAUGAACACUGGAAGUGUUUGUCGUACGAUCAGGAAAGCUCAUGAGUAAGUGGAGCUGCAUGCGUGUAUUUUAGAUUUAAAUAAGUUAAAUGGGGUAUUGGAUAGUUAUUAAGAUGCAAAAUGUAUGUAAAACUCAAUGUACAAGGUGGGGGUGUUAAUUCUUCCUUUGCAUUUUAGUGUUGAAUUGCGAUGAGCAUGGGCCAUGGCUCAAAGGUGACCGAGGUGUGCAUUUAUGUCUCGCUGUUUAUGAUUUAGGGUCAGCGGUUAGGGUAAGGAUGAUUAUUUCGAUUAUUAGGGUCAUUCAGCAUAUCUGUGACAGCGACACAUGAAUCUAUAACGGUCAACAAGUGAAAGUUACCGCUGACAUCAUUUAAUGAUACGACCCAGGUCUGAUCACAAAGCACAGUUAAGGUGGAUGGAAAACUGAAGUCCCCGGACCGGCGACAGGAGAGAACUAAGCACAACUACUUACAUGGGUUUUCAAACACAUCAAAUCAGAGCAGGGUAUAAUUAUCCGUCAAGUAACAAUACCCAACCACUACCCUCAACUUUCAGUAGCAUGCUUAUAACCUAGCAGCGGUGAGGCACAGCGCACCAACUGUAUUAUCACGGAUUAAAUGUCCUCCUGGAAAACAAACGAAUCUGAAGUGUUCAUGCUUGUUUAUCACAAUGGAAAUUUGUAUGAAGUUGGGUAUGCAAUAAUUUUGCUUUUGAAUGUAAAUUUAUUGGAAUUAUUGUUCGCACUUGAUCUGACGUAGUAGCUAAUGCUUAUUUACGAAAUUGAAUUACCUGUACGAUAAAUUGGUGUUGGUUUCUUGUCUGCGCUUGUCGAAAUAUAUCUUAAUUCAUUAUCUUUCAACGGCCCGUUCUUUAAAGGAUUUGAUGUAGCGGCAGGCAGUAGUGACUGUAUCGUAACUAAGUGUUGUCUAUCUCCCACUGUAUCUAUAUAUAUAUAAGACCGCUAUAGACUAUAGUCUUGUACCAGCCAAAUUCGAUUGAGUUGCUGUGACUACGUAUCCACCGAUUCCACCCGUAAAUAUACGAUUACUGAAGACAUUAAUUAAACACGUUUUCUUGUAGAUCUCCUAUUAACUGUUUAAAGAUUCUGAAUCAAAAUUUAAUAGCGACUGGUGAUGACGACGGUGGAAUUAAGGUAAUUUGACAAUAAUUAUAUUCUGCAGUUGGAAAUGCCACGCAGAACAAUGUGUUAUUGAAGAACGUAAAAGGCAACAAAGUUAAGUUCGUUUAACAAAGAAGACAAAUGAAUACUGCCUUACUGAGCAUUCUAGAAACUGAAAGGAUGCAUUGUAUGUUGCAGAAUGUUUCCACGAAUGUUUCCCUGUCUGCCCACCUUUAUAGUACCUUUGCUGGCGGAAACAAUUAGAUUUAUUUCCUCGGUAGCGAAACAGCUUUUCAAGAAAAUUCAGAAGCAUACAUUGUGUGCAUGGACUCUCCCAAUUGUGAUUUUGUUUGAAGAAACAAUGUUUCCUGGUUUGCCCACUUUUGGGAAACAUGGCUAGGAAACGAUGUUUCUUCAUUUCGACUACACUUUACACUACGAAAACUAAUGCCCAAUUCGACCUGUGGAAAUAACGUUAAUCUGGAUUAGUUUUCGAACUGUACACACACCUAACCUGGGUUCAACCGGGAUUAGUUCUAAUCCUACUUUAGUAUACCCGGAUUAGGUUGAACCCUGCUCCGCAAGAGGGCAUAAAACUAUACCUGGGUUAAAGUUUACCCGGGUCAAACCUGGGUUAGUUUUCGUAGUUUCCCAAUACUGAUAAUUAAAAGUGUUAUUUUGUAAAAUGUUAUCUAUAUUAUUAUAUAUAGUACAUAUCGUGUAUAAUCACAUUCACCUGUGCGGUAAUUAAUUCUGUAAGUUUGACAGCGAAAUCAUCUCUCUAUUUGGCAGUUUUGGGAUACGAGAACUUCAAGCAGUGUUGGAGAAUCUUCAGAAAAUAAAGAUUACAUAUCAGAUAUGGAGUGUAAUAGAGACAACAGAACACUAUUGGCAGCGAGGUAACGUAAGCUGGAUACGCAGUACUGACAUGCCAUUGACCCGGUUUAUACCAGAGGCACGUGAUUCAUUUGGACGAACUCGGACAAAGAUAGUUCGUCUGACUAACAAUUUACUGUAUAAACGCAGCAACAUGUUUGAAUCUUUUCACAACACGAACUACUCUGUACUCUUAGACAGCUCGGGGACUUCGGUGGUGCAGUCAUCAAAGCAUGCACCUUUCACUUUUAAGAUCCUCGGAUCAGAUCCUCGCUGCGGACCUGUGCCCUGCUGCGGACUCAUGACACUUCCGUGAAAGGAGUCUGUCAACACUCUAACUAAAGUCCGAAGUCGUGGGUUUUCUCCGCGGUACUCCAGAUUCCUUCCAGGGUUGGUUGGGAUAAAUCCCAGAUUGAACUUUCCAUCGUAGCUGUGCUCCGUGAUCAAACAUGAGUGAUACGGUGGCAGUCAGAGAUGCCCUUUCUAAACCUUUGACUCGAUCAGGUUGAGCUGCGUUCAUCAUCAUUCAGCUCAGCUGAGGGUAAAGAUGGUUAACACACUUUUACUUUAUACGUCUUACUUUGUAGUAAGUAGACAUAUAGUAGUGAAGACGACUAGUUCCUGUGCAUAGUUCCUCUCGUAUAAAUCGGACCAUUCAACACACCAUUCAUCACACCAAAUAACCAGCUGCAUUUACUGAGUAUCUUUUAACUGUUGGAUGUGCAACGUUACAUUUUUCGUGCUUUCUUUUUCAAUAAAACAAUUCAAAUCAUAAUCAAAUUUUACGAUUGCAUGACAAGUGCUUUUGCUUUAUUUUAAUUUUUGCAGUGGGGAUGGAACUUUAUCAGUUUUUAACAUCAGAAGAAAGAGGUUUGAAGCACGUUCUGAAAAUCAGGAAAAUGAAUUGCUCUCUCUUGUUAUUAUUAAGGUGAGCAAACAUAUAUGCAUGUAGACUACAGUAUGGCUGUAUAGGGUUUCUCUUCUGAAAUUCUCUUCUGAAGGGGGUUGUAAGAAUCAAAUAACAACUCACUGAUUUAUUUCAGUAAUUUCUUAAAUUACUGCCGCAUUUCAGAUUUCAAAUCAAGCAGCAAUGAAAAUACGCAAAAUUUACACAUUUGCCUUUUUAUGAUAAACACAGACACGCAUGGAAGUGUAACUCACCCGCCAGGUCACGCAACGAAGAAAAGAAAAUAGGUUUGUGAUUGGGGUGAAGAUCAAGGAGAAGUAUAUUCGUGCACGAAACAUCGGGAUGUUACCAACGUUCAAGUGCUGUUGAUCUCUCACUUUUCUUAGACUAAGUACACUUUGUCUUAUCUUUAAUUAGUUCAUAUUACUGCGCUUGUGAUUCGAGUUUGCGGAAUGACUUUUUUUCGUCGAAGUCUUUGAAUAUUUAAACAAAAGAUUUUGCCUUCAUGCAAGCAAGUUGUCAUGUCCUGCCUGACCCACUCUUAAUUUUUACUCAGACAAAAAGUUGAUAAACUGUUAACCAAUAAACGUUUCGAUGUAUUUUUAAAAUUCUGUUCCGUAGUUUACCACGAAGUACAUACCACUUCUUCAGUUCUAACAUUUUUCUCGUAUAGAAUGGAAGUAAAGUUGUUUGUGGCACAAGUGAUGGUGUACUGCAUAUAUUUUCUUGGGAUCAUUGGUCAGAUAUUAAUGAUCGUUUUCCUGGUCAUCCAAUGUCUGUUGAUGCAUGUGUAGCUUUAACUGAGGAUAUCAUUUGUACUGGAUCAAUGGAUGGGAUUAUAAGGUAAUGCAUAUAUACUCCAGCUUUGGUAUGACUGAGGUACAUAGUCCAUAGUCAUAGAUCUAAUCGGCUAACGCAUGUGUAUACUCUUUGCUACUCAAUUCAAGUUAAUCUCAUGCCUGCCUGGUUAUGAUAAUAUAGAGAGUUUAAGAUCUACAACGCGGCCGGCUCGACGAACGCCUUCGAAACAAAGUGUGAAUAAUUUGUGGUUCCAGGGGUACUUUCAACGACUUUGUCGUUCUCAACAUAACGUUAAACUAAGCAUUAUCACGUCUUUCAACUGAACGUAAAAUCUUAAAAUAACAUUCUUACAUGGGUCUUACAUUCGCGAACACCUUAAAUGGGAAGAGAAUGUAAAAAACAUCGCCUCACCCUUGCCACGCUCAGAAAACUAAAAAAUUGUUUACCAUUCAAAAUCCGUAAGAACUUAGUACAGGCUCUUGUCUUAUCAAAACUAUACUAUAACGACGUAAUUUACCAUUCACUGCCAGAGUACUUACAGAAACGCCUACAAAGGGUACAGAAAGCAGCAGCUAGUUUCGUGCUAGGUAAAUUCGCUAGAUCAGCUGACGUAUUAUCGUUAAACUGGUUGCCUAUCAAGGAACAACGUGAAUGGAACAUUGUAAAAUUAAGUUACAAAGCGCUUCACGAUGAAAAUUGGCCAAGUUACCAAAAACUACAAUUGGUUCAACAUUCUCGAGUUCUGAGAUCAAGCAAAGGCUCUCAGCUUCAAGUCCCUUUAAUUAACACAUUACAGGACCAAUCAGCACAUCUUUUUAACCAAUUACCAGAAGAAAUUAGGAACUGCAGAGACUACAGAGUGUUCUACAAUGAGACCAAGAAUUUCUUAGUCUUGAAAGCAUGAUCAAGACUUGGAUAAUCUUAGAAAGAAAUAUUUAAAUGUAUAUAGUUUCGUACAGUUUUGUUCUAACUUAGUUAAUUCGUAAUUCCGUAAGUAAUAUUUUGUCCUGUCGAACACGUUACAUAUUCAAAGUUAUAUUGCAGUAAUAUUCGUAAAAUAGUUUAUAGACUUUAUGAAUACUUUAUAACUUAUAUAAUUUGGUAAGCGAAGAGCCACUCUGUGGAUAUAUUACCAAUAAAUCAUUAUUAUUAUUAUUAUUAUCUUAUUGCGAUCCAAUUAAGAGGCGUUACUUUUAAAAAAACAUUGCAUCGCUUCAGUAAGUCGAAGUUACAUGUACCCGUUUACUAUUUUUACGCUGUCGAGGACAACAACCAAUACUAUUAUUCCUGGUAGGCUCGGCCAACUUCGUUCCAAAAACAGACCUGUGAAGCUCGGAUAUCUGCAUUAAAUAUUCCACGGUUGUCUCAAAACCGUCGAUCAGUCGUCGUUCAUUAUGAGAUUGUUUAUAAUGUUCGCAAUAUCUAGUUUAAUUAUUUACGUUUAAAAAGUUUUAAAGUCCAUUAAUUCUGCCGGGUUUGCUAUUGAAUUGGGAAAUCACAGGAAUUCGUAAAUCAUAAAUCGCCUUUUUCGCAAAACCAAAAACGGCUCGUGGGACGCGACAACGGAGUUCCGUAAAUAUGGAUUAUAUAUUGUAUGCGAAUCCAUCAUGCUUUUCGAGCUUAGAGAUCGAGGGUUACCUAUAGGACAACCGUAACUGCAUUAGCUGUAAACGCAUAUGAUAGGUUAGUGGUUAGACUGUUAGAAUACUGUUACAUGCACUGAGUUUGGAUUCCAUCCCCAGUUGGCAUUCAAAAAUGUUUCAGUGCUAGAAGUUGUUAGUAAUAUCACGAACAUUUCGUUCUAUUUCAGAGCUGUUGGUAUUCUUCCUAAUCGUUUUCUCGGAGUGGUUGGAGAGCAUGGUGAAUUUCCCAUUGAACAAAUACAUUUGUCUCCGGACAGAAAUCUAUUGGCCAGUUGUUCUCACGAUCAAAAAAUCAAGUUUUGGGACGUAAGACAUUUUAAAGAAGCAGCAUUGAGCGAAGAAAUACCUACGAAGACGAAGCCUACGAAAUCGACAGGAACAGAAAAUUUCUUUGAAGAUUUAUAGAAUUGCUUCAUUCCAAUCGUUGUAACAUUAUCUAUUUUCUCAUCAUCGCGAGAAUUGUCAUUAAAACUCGCACCACAUGCAUAUAACCACAGAUGUAACAGUGCGUUUGUACAUAACAUAACAAUGCAAUGGUAUUAUUCGUUCGCUGGAUCAUGAAUCAGUUCGCUGUAAUGUAUUGUUAUUCCAAGAAUCCAAUAUACACUACAACAUUUAUUUUUCAUGCAACACAAUGGCGUGCACGCACACGCCAACAGAAAGGCAAUAUGUAUAGAAAUUACACGGUUCGAGAAUUAAUGACAAUCACAUGUUUGUUUGACGAAAUAUUUUUAAUACCGCGAGUGCUAUAAUAUUUCGCCAAGAAACAUAUAAUAGAAACACCCAAGAAACAUUGCAUUAAUGUACGGUACUCAAGGGAACAUAGCAGUACGCGUCUUAGGCUAUGUGCACACGGGCGUCGUUUUGCAGCGUUUUCAAAAACGUUUUUGUCCGUAAAAUCGUUUUGACGCCGUAUUCGCACUGCCCAAAGGAAAAUAUCUCGGAUAUAUUAAAUAAACUACAACUUCUGUUGUAAAUUGAUAGUGUUUGUAUCCGUUUUAGCGUGAAAACACAAAUGAAAACGCUCGAAAACGUCACCGUGUGCACAUAGUCUUAGUGAUCAAUUUUAAGCCUGGUUCACACUACCAAUUCUGUCGGCAAUUUUUCUCCUUCUGGCAAAUGUGAUCGAAUGAAUGACAUGCAAAAGACUUAGAAUUGUUUACUUCUGAAAAGCGACUCUACACUUUUGUGUGCGAGUUCACUCAUUUGCAUCCGUCAAACACAAAAUUGCUAGUGUAAACGAGGCUUAAAGACUAAUUUUCAGUAAAAACUCGAGUAAUUUUGAUUUCAUCUUAUUUCCUCCAUGCUCAUGAUUUCCUUUGUUUUUUAAUGACUUCUUAAUGAGAAUUAGAAGAUCAAUACUGAUUCUUCAUGACUAACGAGUACUAAAAAUAAUUUUUCAAUAGUUUAUUAUUUCCUGUCACAACUCAAUAAAAUACAUACAGUCAAUAUUUUAUUAUCUCCUCCAACGAAGGUUCGGAUCAAUAUUUCCUAGACUUAUGUUCACAUGUUCCUAAAUUUUUAAGUCAUCCAUUUUCUCAUCCAUUGGUUGCUUUGCUUCUGAUUUUCCUUUCUUUUUCUGUUUCUUGCCUUGUGCUUGCUCAUCAAUCGGUGCAGGAUUGACAAAUUUUAUAAACUGUAAACUUGCUGGCAUGUGACGUUUCAAUGCUUCAGGAACCUCGACUCCUUCUUCAGUCUGAUAGUUUUCCAAAAUGGCGCAUAUUGUUCUUGAGAUGGCACACAUCGUGCAGUUUAACAUGUGGCAAAAUUCAGCCUAGACAAAUACGAUGUCAACAAUAUUCACAUACGGUAAAUCCUCUAUUAAGUUUCUC
Molecule: messenger RNA, 11872 nt
Organism: Paramuricea clavata
Lineage: Eukaryota; Metazoa; Cnidaria; Anthozoa; Malacalcyonacea; Plexauridae
Source: the annotation of a GenBank genome assembly